ACAGCUGCUUCAAAGGUGCAGUCAUGCUUUGUCAUUUGAAAGUUUAUAAAAAAGAUGAUUUAUAUAUUCAAGAAAUAUUUUAGCAAUCCACCUAAAGGCGCAGAGAGAGAGCUGAAGAGAGAAUGGGGACCAGGACCAAUUUCUACAAGAAUCCUUCCAUAGCCUACAAGAAAGACUUCGGUCUCUCCUCCGUCCUUCAAAACCUUCGAGCUUACAACAUCGCCACCGGCAAUGCUGCUCUCGCGGAAGAACAACCUCCGGUUCCGGAAGACGAGAAAAGGGCGUGCCAGAAACGACGCCGUGACCUCGCGGAAGAAAAACCUCCGGAAGACGAGAAAAGGGCGUGUCAGAAACGACGCCGUGACCUGAAACAACAGCGCAAUCAAAACCGUGUGAUCGAAGAAGGGCCUAUGUCUCACGAGGACUACGUCGCAAAAAGAAGGAAAGAACUUAGUUCGGCUCAGCCUUACGAGAAAUUAACCGCCAAUGUUUUGGGAAAGUCUAGUUCGGGUGCAAAUUUAGUGGAAUACGAAAGUGAUGAAAGUACUUCAGAAUGUGGAGAAAAGCAAGAUCCUCCAAAUUCAGGUCCCAUAAAAGAAUUUGAUCAGGUUAAGAGCAGAAGUGAGCAACGUUUUCCUGAUCCAGGAGAGCCCGUUUGUAUAGUAUGUGGCAGAUAUGGAGAAUAUAUAUGCAAUGAGACCAACGAUGACAUCUGCAGCAUGGACUGUAAAGCAGAGCUGUUGCAAAUUCUUGAACUUGAUAAGGGGCCCUCAAGUUACCAAAUUCCAGAUGUCUCCUCACCUGGACUUAAAGGUGCCUUACCAUUGCCUGAGUUCGGGGAGGACACCUGGGAUUAUAACCGCCAUUGCUGGUCCAAAAAGAGAUCUAGUCUUUGUACUUUUGAAUGUUGGAAAUGUCAGAGGCCGGGACACCUUGCUGAAGAUUGUUUGGUGGCAGCAGGGCAAAACAAGUCAAGUUCAAUAUCCAGAGAUCUUCUUGGACUGUACAAAAGAUGUCACCAGAUAGGAAGAAACUUGUCAACUGCAAAUUGCAAUGCAUGCCGCAGCUUAUUAGCUUUGGCUACAUGCCUUGACUGCAGUACUGUCCUUUGUGACAAUGCAGGUCAUUUGAACGAGCAUAUCCAGACGCAUCUGUCCCAUCGACAUUAUUAUUCCCAUAAACUCAAGCGACUAGUAAAAUGCUGCAAAUCAACGUGCCAGGUGACUGAUAUUAGAGAUCUUUUGGUUUGUCACCACUGUUUCGAUAAAGCCUUUGACAAGUUCUAUGAUAUGUACACUGCAACUUGGAAAGGAGCUGGACUUUCUAUCAUCUGGGGCUCUAUUUGCUGUGAAGACCACUUUGCUUGGCACAGGAUGAAUUGUUUGAACGCAGAUGUAGAAGACAAAGCGUAUAUUAUCAGUCGGAAUGCCCAGAAAGACAAGCAUGUACAGCUUAGUGACUUCAUUUUCUGAUGUGGUCGUGAAGCUAAUGUGGACGAUUUCUCUGUUGAUUUACGUCUGACGUAUGGAUUGGAACCCCAGGCUUGUGCAACCAUGGAGAUGCUGAAUCUUGCCCACCUCAAGCUCUAUUCACGAGUCUGUCAUAUAAAUCUUUCAGAAAUCGAAUGUACAUUUCUUGUUUUUUUUUUUUUUUUUUUUUUUUUUUUGGGAGGGUCUGGGGAAGAUUGAGAGAGUCUCUGCAAUAUAUAGUUAACAUUUAGUGCAAAGAGUUCCACCUAUGAAGCCUAAGAGCAUUUACAUCUA
Molecule: messenger RNA, 1763 nt
Organism: Corylus avellana
Lineage: Eukaryota; Viridiplantae; Streptophyta; Magnoliopsida; Fagales; Betulaceae
Molecular function (GO): nucleic acid binding; zinc ion binding
Source: RefSeq, a predicted model, not a curated record